Molecule: messenger RNA, 2842 nt
Organism: Pseudoliparis swirei
Lineage: Eukaryota; Metazoa; Chordata; Actinopteri; Perciformes; Liparidae
Gene: nsun3
Product: NOP2/Sun RNA methyltransferase 3
Exons: 6
Coding region: 936-2321 (461 amino acids)
Biological process (GO): rRNA methylation
Cellular component (GO): mitochondrial large ribosomal subunit
Molecular function (GO): methyltransferase activity
Source: RefSeq, a predicted model, not a curated record
GUAUUCUCCAGAGAUCUGGAUUUCUAAAUGAAGAGUUUUCUAGCUUAAUUCAUCUCCACCGUGUCUGUAUGUACAUGAGCAGCACAACGUGUCCAACAGUGACUUGGACAGCAUACUUGCGAUACCCUUUCAUCUUCAUGAGCUCGUUGAAGGCCUUCCAAGGCUUGUCUGAAGUUGUCCUUCUUCCAGCAAAUGCUGAGACUGCAUCAUCCUGUAAGUGUGCCAAAAAAUGUGGGGUCACAGGUGCUUGGAUCUAGCUCCUUGGCAACAUUAUGAACCCCAGUGUGUUUGAAGCUGGCGCCUGUUCCAAUAGAGAACCACAUGUUGUCUGGCUUGAUCCUCCUAAAUGUGGCCUUAGCCAGAACAACGUCAGUGUUUACAGUAUGAGUUGUUCUCGCAGCUUCCUGCAACCUUUCCGAACAGCAUCUGACACGAGCGGGAGAACGACUGACCCACCUGACCAAGCACACCUUCAGACACAAUGUCAUGUUUAUCAGAACGGCAAUGCAAUCCAGGCAAAGUAUGCAUGUUUUUUAUGGUGAGGCAAACACUCAAACUGGAAAAAUGAAAGUUCAAAUACAAAUUGCCUCCAUGGGUGAAAAGUUACAUUUUGGACUCUGGGACCACACACAUAUUCUAAAGUUACUGAAUAACUGGUGAAGAAAUAUCUAAGGUUGCAAAUUAGAGAAAUUGCUAAUUUCUAGUAAACACCUCAUGAAUUCAGUGAUUUAAAGAGGCAUUAACAAAGAAUAGUUGUUAAACACCAACCAGCACGACCUAGCUAAACGAAAAUGGUGCUCGUUGACAGGUGGAACUACAGAAGGACUGUCAGUGUUGAGGGAGGACGGCUUAGAGAGACGUACCCAUGUGUACCCGAGGUUUAUGCAUGGGUGUAUUAGGAAAGCGACAUAUUCGGCCAUGUCAGUUAGGCAGUUAUGAUAAUGUCUACAUAUCUGAUCUCAAUGCGUCAGUCGUCCAGUGCGUGGAGGAGUGUCAUCCCUCAGAAGCGACCGCCAUCCCCUCCGUGGGGGUCGUGGGCGGUUCACCGUCACACGGGUCCGGAGGGGGUUUUACAGCGAGCAGGAGCACUCGAGAACCAGGUAACAAAAAGGUGCAGAAAAGUAAGAUCUUCCUGUCAGUCAGUUCUGUCCUGCUUUGACCAGCAGUACAGUCAGGAGCUUGGAGACCUGUGGGCAUCUGCAAGAGCAGUGCUCCUGGACCCUAACUCUUGGCAGUACGGGGUCAUGCUCAACCGCUUCAGCGCUGUGACAGGCGUCGCACAGGUCCUCCAAUCACAGGGCUUUUCCACAUUGCUGCUAGGAACAGGUGUCUCCAAGUUGCUUGGUAACGGCCCCUCAACAGUGUCCCUUUCAAAAUACCAAGCAGGAAAAGACUCUCUGUUGCCUCGUGACUCCGACUACAUCUCCAAGUGCCCGCCUGAUGACUCCCGUCUCCAACCGGACAGCACCUCUCAUGCGCUCGGUCAAGACCUUCAACCAGAGCCGUCGCUCAGCUCGUGCCGUCCUACACUACAGUGUUACAUCCAUCCACGUCCACUGCGGUUCCCCUCUCAGGCUCACCGGCCUGGCCAGCUGAAGCAGUACUACCUCCUGAAUGCUGCCUCCCUGCUUCCAGUGCUGGCUUUGAAAGUCAGAGAUGGGGAGAAGGUUUUGGAUCUUUGUUCUGCCCCCGGGGGCAAAGCCGUAGCCAUAAUGCAAUGUGCCACCCCAGCACUUCUCUGCUGUAAUGAACCAGACCCUCACAGACGGGACUGGCUGGCCAAAACCCUGGAGUCCUUCUUGUCUCCGUCGCUCACCAGCAGAGUGGUUGUGUCCGCACAGGAUGGACGCUCUUUUGGGAAAAGUGAAGCAGGAACGUAUGACAAGGUUUUAGUCGACGCUCCAUGUUCGAACGACCGGAGCUGGUUGUAUUGUGGCAGCCAGCAGGGGGAACAGAGACUGAAGGAAAGAGCCAAGCUGCCGGCGCUCCAGGCUCAACUGCUUAGGUCUGCGCUGUCAGCCGUGCGUCCAGGAGGCGUCGUGGUCUACUCCACCUGCACUCUGUCCAGCUUUGAGAACUGUGCGGUGGUUGAAGCGGUGCUGAAUGAGUGUCCUGAGGCCGAACCCGAAGACCUGUGGGAGGAGAUAGCCGUCCCUUUAUCAACAUACUUUACAUUUCGGACUGCUCACCCUGCCCGUGGCCAGCCGCCCGUGCAGCCACAGAAUGGCUCUUAUCACCACAGACUCGGCCUUUUAGUUGUUCCUCAGCCGGGCAAGACCUGGGGACCCAUGUUUUUGUCUCGGAUUAGAAGGAGGAGAUAGUGUGCAUCCUCAAAGAUAUGUGGAAUGAAAUGGCUCACGCACACAUUUCCUUUUGUGUGAGCUUGUAUUACCUGCGGGUUUGAAGUACCUCCUGGAACUGGCUUGUAACUCAGUCACACACACUGACAAACAUCCUAAUUUGAUAUAGAGAUCUUGUGUUCACAGCUUUUUCGAGUACCCCCAAAUGGCCCAAACAAUCAGUAAUUGCAGAUUGAAUAGUUUUCUUAUAGCUUUUGCAGUACAACCUCUUUUUAUUUAUUAUUAUUAUGAUUGAUUGUAACUUCUGACACUGCAGACGUACAAUUAGAUGAUAUCGACCAACCAUGUUUUUUUAAGUGCUUCCCAUUAAUAACGGUGUCCACGUUGUGUAAUAACAUUGAUCAUACGGUAAGCCGAAUGUGAAAUUGUUAUAUAUAAAAAAAUAAUUCACAGUGCAUUCUAUUAGGAGUGAGGGCUUAUGGUGUGAAUAUAAUGUUCUAGUCAGAGAAGGAGCGAGAACAUUAAAAGCACAUAAACUCACA